Molecule: messenger RNA, 749 nt
Organism: Mytilus trossulus (common blue mussel)
Lineage: Eukaryota; Metazoa; Mollusca; Bivalvia; Mytilida; Mytilidae
Exons: 5
Coding region: 88-573 (161 amino acids)
Source: RefSeq, a predicted model, not a curated record
AUGUUGAUUGUGUUAAAAUAAACACAUUUAGUUGACAAUAGGCCGCAUAUUGACACGGUUGAGGGUUCCAAUUGAUAGAGAACUGAAAUGAGAUUUGUCCUAUUUUUCACGUCAUGUCUUUUGACAUUCAAAUGCGCAUCUACAGAGCAAUGUAGUUCCCCUUAUCGUCGAAUAGGCAACGGAUGUUUAAUUAUAAUAAACGAUACUGUUUCUGGUGAUGCUGCUUUUGCAAAAUGUUUACACCGUGGUGACUACCUGGCAACCUUUGACACCCUAGGUGAAGCGAUGUUGAUGAAGUUCGAACUCUUAAAAAUGAAGACAGGUGUACACUAUUAUGUCGGUGGACGUAACAUCAACAGAUAUACACCUGGCGGUGAUUGGAGAUGGAUUAAGCAGAAUGGAGACAUGGUCAAGAUGACUUACUUUGCUUUUGAUAAAGAGGAACCAAAUGGAUCACUUAGUGCACCACAAGAUUGUAUGUUUUUCUAUGCUGCUAGAAAAUACUCGUUUCACUCCGUCUGGUGUGAUCAUGGUGGCUUACUUGGUGGUUACAUUUGCCAAAGACAUGUUUGAAUAUACAGAUUGAUCCCAUACAUUAAAGAAUAUUUCAGGCCGGUGAAUUUGUAACCAGUUUAUUCAAAAACAUUAGCUUUUAUCUUAAUUUAUUUCAUAUUGUAUUCAAUGAUAUCAGACAAGACCUUUUGAGUGUGCAGUGCCAUUCUUUGUUCGAAUUAAAAGUAUUUAAACAA